AUGAAAAUUAAGAAUAAUAUAAGGCAAUAUUAUAUAGUUGUGUAAAUUCAAUUAUAUUUUUAAUUUUGUGCUUUUUACUCGACUUUUCAUAGUGAGUCAGAUUUACCUUUUUCCACAAUUAUUGGAUCAGAUGAAUUUAUUAUAUUUUUUGUAUUCACUUAUUAGCUUUACAAAUAUCCCACUCAUCCUCAUGGAGAGUUAGAUACACUGAUAACAAUAAGAGAGGCUUUUUUUAUAAUUUAUCACUCUUUAUUCUAUUAAUAUGUACAUUUCUAGAUUUUUUAAUAUUGGAACAGAAGUUAUCUUGUUGGUUAUCUAUUUUGCUAAUUUAAUCUUUAUUUUUAAUAAUGA
Molecule: messenger RNA, 351 nt
Organism: Paramecium pentaurelia
Lineage: Eukaryota; Ciliophora; Oligohymenophorea; Peniculida; Parameciidae
Source: the annotation of a GenBank genome assembly